Molecule: messenger RNA, 5769 nt
Organism: Pseudoliparis swirei
Lineage: Eukaryota; Metazoa; Chordata; Actinopteri; Perciformes; Liparidae
Gene: sall3a
Product: spalt-like transcription factor 3a
Exons: 4
Coding region: 536-4555 (1339 amino acids)
Biological process (GO): regulation of transcription by RNA polymerase II
Cellular component (GO): nucleus
Molecular function (GO): RNA polymerase II cis-regulatory region sequence-specific DNA binding; DNA-binding transcription factor activity, RNA polymerase II-specific
Source: RefSeq, a predicted model, not a curated record
UUGGAUAGUAAAGAGAAGAGAGACGGAUAAAGUCUGAGAGGGUGAGGCGGCUAAUUGCUUAGUCCGUCCCUCAUUACCAUAUCCAAUGCGCGCGUCCGCUGGACUCCAGCCAAUCCUCCUCCACCUUCACGCGGCUCCAUUAAUCGCGAAGCAUUAUUCACUAUCGUAAUUAUUACAGCGACAUGCGCAACCCGGCGCACAGCGGCAGCGGACGCGACGCCGGUUAAUAUCUGGUUAUUGUGUCGUUCCUCCUCCUUCUCCUCCUCCUCCACCUCCGCUCCUCUCUGCGCUCCACUCGCCAGGCCGUUUGCGAACUUUUUUCUUUUUCUUCUUCUUGUUUUUUUUAAGUGCGCGCCCGCGCGCGCCCGAGUGAGUGAGUGUGUGAGAGUCGAUUCAUUCGCUCUCCUCCGCUGAUGUAUCUGCAAAACGCAGAGGCAUCACGGAGCGCACGAGCAGCAGCAGAAGCAUCGCGGGCGCCGACGCCGCCACCGACGCAGCUGCAAGCAGCCGCCGCAUCAGCAGCAGCAGCAGCAGCAUGUCCCGACGCAAGCAAGCCAAGCCGCAGCACCUCAAGUCGGAGGAGGACCCUGCGAUAGCCGGCGUGAUCUCCGAGCAGCACGCCCGAGGCGAGGUGCUGGAGGACGCCGACAGCGGGAACGAGAGCCGCAGCGGCAGCGAGGAGACGCACGUGUGUGAAAAGUGCUGCGCCGAGUUCUUCAAGUGGUCCGACUUCUGUGAACAUUUACAGAGUUGCACCAAACACCCCCUGGUGCUCAUCGUGAAUGACAAUGAGAGCACGCCUAACCCCUCCCAGGAGUACCCUACGGAGCUCUCCCCUGUGCCCAGCUGCUCCAGUGAGCAGGCUGACAGCGAGGACCCCAGGGAGGGGAACCACAGCUCUGCCGGCGAGGGGGAUGACAUCCCGGAGCCGGCCACAAUAAACGGGGUCAACGUCCUCGAAAAGGAGGACGAGCCGAUGGAGCUCGAGCUACCGCUAGAAAAAAACACGGAUCCCGAAGACACAGACGUGGCAUCUCCGGAGACAGACGGCUCCCUACCUCAGCUCGAUGACGUCGUCCCCUCAUCCGGUACAAACUACGCCAUGCCGAGCACCAAUGUCACCCUGGAGACCCUGCACAGCACCCGGGUUGCAGUUGCCCAGUUUUCACAGAGCGUGAGGGCAGCGGUGGGCAGUGGGGUCUCCACCAUGGCUAUUCCCAUGAUCCUGGACCAGCUGAUGGCCCUCCAGCAGCAGCAGAUACACCAGCUGCAGCUGAUAGAACAAAUACGCAGUCAGGUGGCUUUGAUGAACAGACAGCCUGACUCACAGCCGGCUCUCAACCACAAUCACAGUAAGGCUGCUGGAAACCAGGGGCCCGUGUCCUCCUGCGCCCCUACUGUCGCGAGUCAGCUCCAACUACACAACUUCAUCACCCCCCCUGUCCAUCAGCUGCCCGUUCGGCUGCCGGCCACCCUCAGUGGUCAAGGCCCUUGCCCCCUGACCUCAGCGAUAGAAGGACCCCACUCUCAAACACCACAAAGUAGCAGUCAGCAGUCUAACUCUUUAAUAUCCAACAUGUGCUCAAAUAACUCGGUGUUUUCCUCACCCGGUGGAAGUGGAUUGUCAUCUCUACUUCCCUCCUGCUCAUCUUCCGUAACAAACAAUAUUAGCACUAGUUGUAGUGCGACGGGAGUCGGUGGCAUCAGCAGCAGCUCGGCUCUUCCCAGGAACUCCAGCACCCCUCCCUCGCUCAGCCACAGCAGCCUCCUGAGCUCGGCCUCCAGUCUACCGCUAAUACCUCACAGCUCGCCCAGCAGCGUCAUCUUCCCCAACCCGCUGGCCAGCAUCGCGGCCACCGCCAACGCCCUGGACCCCCUCGCCGCUCUGAUGAAGCACCGCAAGGGGAAGCCCCCCAACGUGUCUGUGUUUGACACCAAGCCCAGCUCUGAGGACCCCUUCUUCAAGCAUAAGUGUCGGUUCUGUGCCAAGGUGUUUGGCAGUGACAGCGCCCUACAGAUCCACCUGCGAUCGCACACAGGCGAGAGGCCCUUCAAGUGCAACAUAUGUGGCAACCGUUUCUCCACCAAGGGAAACCUGAAGGUUCACUUCCAGAGGCAUAAAGAAAAAUACCCACAUAUUCAGAUGAACCCGUACCCUGUGCCAGAGUACCUGGACAACGUGCCCACGAGCUCAGGCAUCCCGUAUGGCAUGUCUUUGCCCCCAGAAAAACCUGUAACCACAUGGCUCGACAGCAAACCCGUCCUCCCCACGGCUCCCACCUCACUCGGACUCCAGCUGCCCUCCACACUGCCGAGUAUGAUGGGAGGUUUUGGCGAGUCUCCGAGCCUCACGCCGCUCAACGGGUCCCCUCAGGGGCCAUCUCCGCCAUUGAGCGAGUGCGCAUCUUUAUCCCCUAAUAUUUUUAUCGACUCCUGCAUGACCACUACUUCACCUUCCCCAAAACCCUAUCUAGGGUGUGAUGCACCGCCUCUCUUGAAAUCUGAAGGUGUUCUCCUUCCACCAAGCUGCUCUAGGCCAGGAGAGAACACCACCACCACCACCACCACCACCACAACUACACUAAGUCAAGUGGUCCUUUCGUCGACUGUCAACUCCCCCACGUUGUCCAGCAGUGGACAGGACAGUGAACCCAUCACUAGCCCUAAUUCUGCUUCUAACCAUGUCUCUCAUCCUGUCCUUCCAAUGCUCUCUGACCAGUUCAAGGCCAAGUUUCCUUUUGGAGGCCUCCUAGACUCUAUGCAAACCUCAGAGACAUCCAAGUUGCAGCAGCUUGUCGAGAACAUUGACAAGAAGAUGACCGACCCGAAUCAGUGUGUCAUAUGUCAUCGCGUUCUGAGCUGCCAGAGUGCUCUCAAGAUGCACUAUCGUAUUCACACUGGCGAAAGGCCUUUCAAAUGCAAGAUAUGUGGGCGGGCGUUUACCACUAAGGGGAACCUGAAAACCCACUUUGGUGUGCAUAGAUCUAAACCCCCACUUCGGGUACAACACUCCUGCCCUAUAUGUCAGAAGAAGUUCACCAAUGCCAUUGUGCUGCAGCAACACAUCCGCAUGCACAUGGGGGGGCAGAUCUCCAACUCCCCGAUCCCCGAAAGCCUGCAAGAGAUGGACACUGACCUAUCCUUCGACGAGAAGAGUUUAGAUGCGAUGAGUAGUUACGACGACGAUCUUCUGGACGAAAUGGAGCAAGCUAUGGAAGACGAAGACGACUUUAAAGAGGGAGAAUUAGACCCGUGUAAACCUUAUUCGCCGGGGUGCUCCCCACCGACUUCCAUCAUCUCCAGCAUCGCUGCGAUGGAGAACCAGAUGAAGAUGAUCGACUCCACCGCCAACAUGACACGGUCUUUUGGCGAAAAGCACACGCAGAACGGCAUCAGCUUCGGAGGAGAGACCGAUUGCUUCGCCGGCGAUUCGCUGUCGGCAUUGGGAGACGCCGAAGGUCAAAGCUUGGGGAGCCCUGCUUUCUCCGAGUCCUCGGGCUCCAUGCAGCAUUUGUCGCCAGCUCACAGCCAUUCGGAGAGCCUGCGGUCCAAGUCCCCCGCGACAUUCAACAGUCUUAACAACGGCGGCGGCGCGACAAUAGACGAGUACCAGGAGAACAAUACAUCUGUCCUGGCGACGGUUAAGUCGGAAAAAUCAGAGACACCAUCUCCGCUUUCUGCAACUGAAGGCACCGGGGCCCUUGACCUGACUGCCACUCAACCCGGCAGGAACUUCAUCAAGGAGGAGAGCCACUUCAGCAUGCUGUUUCUAAACAGAGAUCGAGGGCUGAGCACUCCUAAUUUGGCCAGCACUGCGUCGAACAUGAUCAAAAUGGAAAUGAACGGACACGGCAGGUCAGUGUCUCUGAGCGACAACUCGCACAUGCCGGCGGGGAUCCAGGUUCCCGCCGCGGCGCCCCACAGCAACAUGAGCCCCGGCAUCAACCCCAUGUUGGCUCCCCCGCCUCCGCGGCGCACCCCCAAGCAGCACAACUGCCACUCGUGCGGGAAGAAUUUCUCCUCGGCCAGUGCUCUGCAAAUCCACGAGCGCACGCACACUGGGGAGAAGCCGUUCGCCUGCUCUAUUUGUGGAAGGGCUUUCACCACGAAGGGCAAUCUGAAGGUUCACAUGGGAACUCACAUGUGGAACAACGCUCCGGCCCGAAGGGGUCGCCGACUGUCCGUGGAGAAUCCCCUGGCCUUGCUGGGCGGGAACGCCAUGAAGUUCAGCGAGAUGUUCCAGAAGGAUCUGGCGGCUCGGGCCAUGAACGUCGACCCGGGGUUCUGGAACCAGUACGCGGCCGCCAUCACCAACGGGCUGGCGAUGAAGAACAAUGAGAUCUCCGUGAUCCAGAACGGAGGCAUCGCCCAACUGCCCGUCAGCCUGGGCGGCGCGGGAAUCACGUCGUUGGGACCCAUGGCGGGGGGAAUGGGCCGCGUUCACGCCAGAAGCAGCCCGCUCAUGACGGAUCUGGAGAAAGCCGGUCUGAAUGUCGGGGCCAACCGGCCCUUCUCCAGAUUUAUGGAGGAGAACAAAGAGAUUGGGAUCAAUUAAAGAGACAUUUCGGUAUUAUUCCAAGGUAGACGUUUGGAGUCAAAUAACAAGGAAGGAAACUGUUGAUCCAGUCUGAACUCAUGUGUACUAUAUUAUGUACAGAUUAAAUAUUUUUUUGUUUGGUUUUGGAAAUAUAGUAUUUAGUAUUGAUUAGAGGUCUUUGCCUUUCACCCAUUCCCUCCUCACUUGAUAUUUCGCCUAUACGAAGAAUACUUUGUCUCUUGUUUGAGAAUAUGUCGUCUUGCAAGAUUUGCAUGGUACUUAUUGGUUUUUAUCAGUAUGUUUGACUGCUUUUAUGAAUUCCUUUGAAAAACCAGGAUCCUGCCUCAUUUACGAUGGGCAAGCAUCUUUUUUCCGGAGCGGACUAAAACAGAACAGUUUGAAGACGGUACGGCUUUUUGUCUGGCAGCUUCGUUUACGGUCGCUCUUUUAAAUAUAAAAGGGACGUGGAGAGACUGAAGACUGAAGUAUAGUGUUCCUGUGCUCGCCUGAUAUCCUUCUUUUUUUUUCUCAUCAACUAGAAAACUUGAAAAUAAUAAUGUUUGAACUAUUUUAAUCUUUACAUUUAGUCUCCCAGCAUUGUCUUAUAAUAUUGUCCUGUGUCUUUAGUAUUUAUGAUAUUGACAAAAAAAGCGGGUAUACAAAAAUAUAUUUAAUGGCCCAAGCAUUUUAUUGAUCCGUGUCUUUUCUAAACUGCAGGCUUCACUGAUGAAAAUCUCUUUCAAUAAAGACAGUGUGUCGUUUGAGUUGAACAACAGAGAAAAUGGUAGGUUUUAUUUGGAUAUCUGUUGAGACUACGUGUAUCUCGUGACACGGUGAAGAGGCUAGAGAUAUCCGAAGCUGCUAUGACCACAACCCUGCUUUUAACCUUUGUAAAAAGACAAAAGAAGUGAUCCUUUUGAAGAAAUAUCUAUGUAUAGAAAUACAGACAAAUCUAAAACAGGUAUGCAUAUUUUGUAUCACAUAAAAAUAGACAUCAUGAGUUGAGAGUAUUUGUCAUGUUUGUGAAUGCACUUUUUAAAAACAAGACGUUUUGUCUGUGAGUUACCGUUAACCUUUUGACUGAACUAUCUAUCACGUGCUGUUUUCAUUGUUUUCAGCGUACCACUCCGACAAUUUGCCGAGUCGGUUCUCUGUUGUUGCAUCUGUGCUACUCGUCAGGGUGCAAACUCAUCACUCAAUCAAAACCUUCUUAAAUAAAAAAAAAAAGAGAA